Molecule: messenger RNA, 1092 nt
Organism: Leptosia nina
Lineage: Eukaryota; Metazoa; Arthropoda; Insecta; Lepidoptera; Pieridae
Source: the annotation of a GenBank genome assembly
AUGAAGCAGCUACCUCUACCCGUACUCAUGUUACUACUUGUACGGAGUAUGAAGGCCCUCGUGGAAAGGAUUCCAGAUCUAAGUAUAGGGGUACCCGCUGGCUAUCUACCGUAUUGCCCGGGAGUCGAAAAGAAUUCGACAUUGUCCAAAGAGACGUUGCAACUGCUUCAAGUGACCAUACAUUGGAACACAGAAGGACGCGAAUAUCAUAAGAACUUUCCCAUCGAAACGGUACUUCACAACAUUCUAAGCGAUAGGCACAUUGAUCUCAAAAGUAGGAAAACAAUACUUUAUUGCGUGCCUUACUACGAGGGAGCGUUUGCAGUGUCUACGCAUGACUUGGGCAAUCUCUACUAUAAAAUGGGCUACAACGUCUUAAUUCUGGAUACAUUUGCUACAUUAACUCGGCACUAUCCCAAGGCAGUGCGUUUAUCCAAAGCGGUCGGUCUGGAAGCCGGAAAACUUCUCGUGAAGUUAAUGGAACACGGUCUGGACCCGGACAACCUCGAACUCAUCGGAAUGAGCAUUGGAGCUCAAGUGAUUAGCUACGCAGCGAAACACAUGAAGGCCGUGACGGGAAAAAGACCCCACAAGAUCACCGGCUUGGACCCGUCGGGGCCCUGCUACAGAAACCAGCCCCACGAAGAUGUCUUUUUCAUAAACGAUGCCGAAAGAGUCGUCGCAUACCAUACUAAUAUUGACGGUCUGGGCACAGCGCGGAGGCUCGGACACGUGGACUUCUACUUGAACGGCGGGGAGUUUCAGCCAGGGGAUCCGGGGACCUUCGUCUGCCUGGACUUGUGCAGCCACAGCAAAAGUCUCGAAUUUUACCUCGCAAUGCUCAGAUACCCGAAACUGUUCAUCGGAGUCCAGUGCGAUUCGGUGCAGGACGCCAGAUUUGCGAAGUGCUUCGGCAAUCCGGUGCAAAAUUACGGCGGUGUGUUCACGGAUUUCAGUAAACCGGGAAUAUACUAUUUGCCGACGAAUCUCGAAUAUCCUUAUUAUGGGGGUGAAGAAGGGCUGGCGGCGGUCAAUGAACCCUUCGAAAAGUAUAUGAGAGACGACAACUCAGAAGACGUCUUCGAAGCGUAG